GUCGUUUGACGAGGAUCAUCUCAACCGUUCAAACUUGGGACCCCACCUCGUUCGUUACAGCAAGAUUUCUCUGUCUCCCACCAAAAAAAAAAAGAGGAAAUUUGUGACUUUCAAGUGUUUAGGUCUUUCUUUAACUCUUCCAUUCCAAAACCUUCAAGCAAGUCAAAGAAACAGUAAGAGGCAAAUUUGGGUUUCUUGAAACCGAUCCGGCAUCCAAAGGUCUUACAGAUUUCAAAUCUGUAUAAGGUUUUGAUAUGGAGAAAAUUAGUACGAGAGUGGUCCAGAUAUAUGGCAACUUAGUUAGUUUCUUGCGGAAAUGCAUUUUUUACAUUCUUUCUGUUGGUCCCAUACCUAAUCAUAUCGCAUUCAUCAUGGAUGGGAAUCGGAGAUACGCAAGGAGGUGGAAUUUGAUGGAAGGAGCUGGCCAUAAAGUUGGAUUUUCAGCUCUCAUGUCUAUGCUCAGGUACUGCUAUGAAUUUGGUGUGAGAUACGUAACAAUAUAUGCCUUCAGCAUUGAGAAUUUCAAGCGAAGUCCUGAGGAAGUUCAAUCUUUGAUGGACUUGAUGCUAGAAAAGAUUGAAGAGUUACUCAAGGAAGAGAGCAUUGUCAAUCGUUAUGGUGUUAGAGUUUAUUUUUCUGGGAACCUGAAACUCUUGAGUGAACCAGUUAGGUUGGCAGCUGAGAGAGCUAUGCUUGCCACUGCUAAGAAUUCCAAAGCAGUGUUGUCUAUUUGUGUUGCCUACACUUCCACCAAUGAGAUUGUUCAUGCCAUUCAAGAAUCUUGUGAAGAAAAAUGGGAUGAAAUUACUGUACUGAAUUCAAGUGGAGCAGGUUGUGGUUUAAUCAGACUUGGAAGGGAUGAACAGGAUGAAGGGGAUCACCUUAUAAAAGUUACUGAUAUUGAGAAGCAUAUGUAUAUGGCAGUUGCAGCUGAUCCUGAUAUCAUAAUACGUACUUCUGGUGAGACACGCUUAAGCAAUUUUCUUUUAUGGCAGAGUGCAAACUGUUAUUUGUAUUCUCCUUCAGUGCUUUGGCCAGAAAUUGGUUUUCGUCAAUUUCUGUGGGCCAUACUGAAUUUUCAGCGGAUUCAUUUUUACUUGGACAAGAAAAAGAAGCAGUUAUAAAAUAUUUCCGGAUGAUGAUUUGAUCUGAUUAUGGGAAGUCUUUUAUCUUCUUUAGUAAUGGUAACAGAUUCCAACAUAAGCUUGGACUUGUUUUUGGCGUCCUUGCUGUUAUAUACCUGAGUAUACAAUAAACCAGUUGAUUACAUUUGGAGGAACUCCUUACAUGCUAAGAUGUAUGUUAGCAAGCAAAGCGCUUCUGGGUUAUAUAUGGACAGUAUACUCAAUAUGCUAAGGGGAUGGUGAUAGAUGGGAGAGCAGAGAACUUUAUUAUAGUUUAGUUGGAGGUGUAUGAUCAGAUCUGUAACCCAUGCAAACUAUCUGUUUACAUCUAGAACUGAUGAUUGUGCUAUUUCUUUCUCCCGUUUUUUCUCAUUUUUUCCUGUUAUUGUUAAAGAUGAGAUAUUAAUGUGCUUGGUAGGCCUAACAUGGUUGGAGCUUUUAUGUAAAACUGCAUUGAUACCUGGUUCAACUUGGAACUAAUAAGGUAUUGCUCUGUUACUUGAACUGUUUUUGAUCUUAUAUUUAACAAUUUCCACGAAACUCAAAGCUGCCCUUUCACUUUCAUAUGUUUUGCAGAAAUAAGUAUGCUGCUUCAAAUUUACAGAAAUUAGUAGAAUGUAAUAAUCUGGCUGGAUAAUAUCUUGGGUUGAAAUUUGCCUAUUAGACAUUGUUUUAACAUGCUGUUUUACUGCUAACUAUGUUACUUUGACUCGGAGGGGAGUUUCGGAUACAGUUAUGAGUCUAACUGAAACGGGUAUGUGUCUAACCAUAUGUACGGUAAGAAUUUUUUAAAAUUUUCCAUAUAUUUGGAGGAUCAGACCUUUAUAUCCGUGUCUGUCGGAAGUGUCGGAUGCAUGUAUUUCAAGAAAAAUGAAGAGUCACAACAAUAUAGACUACUAAAAUUGGCUUUCUUGUUUUAAAAACAUACAACUCAAUUUCUUCCCAGCCAUCGAAGUUUUCCGUUAUAUUGAUGGCUUAAGUUACGUCAUUUGCAGAACCUUCUGAUGUCUCAUGCAGAGCAGGUUGGUUCUCCCUAUUUUUACCCUUCAGAAGAUUGUUCUUCCCGCUAAUAUCUUAACAACCUUUUUUUUUUUUAAUUUUAUCCUUAAAUUUUCAGUUGUGGAAGUCUUUAAUCCUUUUUUGGUAUCAUUUCAUCAAAUUCUGUAUGCAUUAUAUCUCAAUAAAUGCAACGGAAAGGAAACUGGGCUUGUUAAAGGUGCUAGAAAAAGAGCUAUGAUGAGUUAGCUACUAAGACUCCCAUGUCAUGUCUUGUUUAGAGUUUAGAUCAUCCUAAAUUUGGAGCUUUUGUAAUUAUGUUGAUUAAAAUCUCAGUGCAGUCGGUUAUUACUAUGGGUAGUUGCACGUAUCAUUUGGCUUUUUUUUUUUUCCGAGGAAGAUAUGGUUUGUACUUGCAUGUGAUUUCCAGGGAAAUUCCAGCUCUUUUAGUACUGUAGUCGGAUGAUAAUAUUUUAUUACGGUUUCAGAUUCAAUGUAGAGGUAGAAAUCACUUUAAAAUAUUUCCAGUUCUUAGGGAAUACUGUCUCAAAGAAAGGGGGAGAGGAGAAGUUGCUGCAAAAUCUUGAGGAAACUGAACCUCAAAAAUGAUACCAAUUAUUUGUUUAGCGUCGGCCAUAUGGAGCCCAUGUUGGCAAGGCAUUAUUUCUCAA
Molecule: messenger RNA, 2791 nt
Organism: Durio zibethinus
Lineage: Eukaryota; Viridiplantae; Streptophyta; Magnoliopsida; Malvales; Malvaceae
Product: dehydrodolichyl diphosphate synthase CPT3-like
Biological process (GO): polyprenol biosynthetic process
Cellular component (GO): endoplasmic reticulum
Molecular function (GO): ditrans,polycis-polyprenyl diphosphate synthase [(2E,6E)-farnesyl diphosphate specific] activity
Source: RefSeq, a predicted model, not a curated record